This is a messenger RNA of Sycon ciliatum, 2241 nucleotides long. Its product is annotated as terminal nucleotidyltransferase 5C-like. The transcript has a single exon. NCBI's taxonomy places the organism in Eukaryota, Metazoa, Porifera, Calcarea, Leucosolenida, Sycettidae. Gene Ontology annotation, molecular function: RNA binding; poly(A) RNA polymerase activity. Gene Ontology annotation, biological process: mRNA stabilization. The record is from RefSeq and is a predicted model, not a curated record. The coding region runs from base 182 to 1381 and encodes 399 amino acids.
CACUCACAUUCGAGUCACAACAGUUCAGUAUUGUUUUGAGACAGUUCUGUUGUCCGGUGAGCGACACUUUCUUGACGAAGAGCUGAACUGAAGAAGAAAGUUGGUCAGGUCCUAGUGCGGCUGUAAACCCUGCUUUCUUCUUUCCUCCAACUGCUUCUCUGUUGUGCUUUACUCUUGAAUUAUGAACAGUCCGCUCUCUUCAGACUCCCAAUUCACUUUAGACUUCGAAAAAGUAAGUAAGUUAGGACAGGUGCUUGAAGAGCCAGUUCUAAUCCACAGCUCCCGAGAAGACCACCCGUCCGUCUCUGUCAAGCCAGUGGAUCUUGUUCGAGCUGUGGAGGAACGUAUUUUGAAACAAAACGACGUCUUCCUCCACGACGUCCGCUUGAACGGCAGUGCGGCGACAUGGGUAGUGGACAACGAUGUGAGUACGACGUUCAGUACGGAACGAAAAUACAACGAUAUUGACCUCAUAUUUCGGGUAGAUAUUCCAGCUGAACAGAGCUUCGAUUCCAUUCUCCAUGCCGCUCUGUUCGGCUUUCUGGACGCCGUAAAAAACUCGGGAACGAUUGUUCCUGGCCAUGGCGGAGCGGACACCCCCAACCCCUACAAGCUGCAGGAAGCCUAUGUUCGGAAAUUGGCUCGCGUAUGGAGUUCAUCGGAUCACUGGUGCCUAAUCAGUUUCCACAACAUCAGAGGACUUGACCUUGAGCUGAAGUUCGUGGAUCGGUGCCACCGACCCUACGAGUACUCAGUUGAUUCGUUUCAAGUUAUCAUCGACUCGUACCUGGCGCUGAAGAAAGUCUCACCGUCCAACAGCCCCCAUCUCUUUCCCACAGUCAAUGUUGAAACAAUGUGGGGUGAUGUUAAGGAAGCCCUGCGCCAUGUAAAUGAACGGUGGAUAGCAACCCGCAAUCCGGAGAGCAUUCGUGGCGGUGGCCUGCUGAAGUACUGUAAAUUGCUUGUGCUAGGCUAUCGGCCAGCGUACACCGACCUCCGGCGAAUGGAGCGGUAUAUGUGCAGCCGCUUCUUCAUCGACUUUGCCACACCAGCGUUAGUAGAGAUCCAGAUCACCAAGUACCUGGAGACUCAUUUUCGCCAGGUGCGUUCCCAUUUCGACACGGCUUGCCUGGCAUCGGCAUUCCUAUGGUCCUUGUUCCGAGUGGUGGAGCUGUCUUCGGACUGCUUGGCUGUUGCCGACCGCCGGCGGGUGUUGCACAUCAUCCUGAAUCAGGCCAGUGCGCUAGAGCAACCAUUCCAGAUUUCCUUCCCAUCAUUUCGUCCGGUGCGACCAGUACAGGGCUGCUCUGCAAAGCAGAUUUGUAACCGCUUGGAGGUUGCCCGAAGCCCCAUCAUCGGUGGCCGAUGUCCGGCAGCAUAGUUGGAGUUGAGGUAAUGCAACAAGUUGAAGCUGUUUUAUAGAGAAUUUUCAAAGCUGUACAGCAAUGCUGUUUAUGUGUUCUUCGGGCACCUAUGUCCCUAGGUGUGCAUGCCUUGUAUUUCAAUUUUAUUCAUCCUACUCUGCCUCGUGUUGAUGCGACCCCUUAUGUUUAUGUAUCCUAAUCUAUGAGAGAGUGAGUGUGUGUGUGUGUGUGUGUGUGUGUGUGUGUGUGUGUGUGCGUGCGCGUGUGCGUGUGUGUGAUGAGAGAGCGAGCAAGCGAGUGAUGGAAGCAUGCAUGUACAUAUGCAUGCGUGGAUAUCACCCAGUCAAUUUUUUGGUCCCGUUUUUACCUCUACCUCACAUGUCAGGAAAAACCAACCUUGUUAUAUCUUGCAUGCAGUGCGGUGUUGAGACAUUUUUCGGUAGUCCUACUGCUUUGCCAUAUUUCUAUCCUCACGAAAAAAUGCACCCAAUGAAUAUGUUACCACUAAACUGAUUAGGGAAAAUGUCUUUACUCUCCAUUCCUCCUUCGAAUGCCCUUUUGCCGUUUCAUUUUAGAUUGUAUGGAAAGUUUGUUUGCACCAGGUCAUGUUAUAUUCUACCUUUAUUAUCCUUAUUCCUAGUUGAUUUUAUUCCUCUCGGUUGCUCCUGUUGUUCAUGAUCAUAUGCGAGUACUUCAGUAGUUAUCUAGUCUCAUUGCUUUCAGCUUUCGUUUAGUUCUCUCUCCGAUUCUUCAGUUGAAUGGUCUUCGCUGGUCGUUUUCCACAUAUGUUCUGCUCAUCUUUUAGAGUGGUGUUUCUUAUUUUUCUAUUUUACUCUUUGUUGUAAGCUUCGGCCAAACAAAUGUCCACCAACCGCAA